This is a messenger RNA of Lolium rigidum, 2440 nucleotides long. Its product is annotated as SWI/SNF-related matrix-associated actin-dependent regulator of chromatin subfamily A-like protein 1. Gene Ontology annotation, cellular component: nuclear replication fork. The transcript is spliced from 24 exons. Gene Ontology annotation, biological process: DNA repair; replication fork processing. Gene Ontology annotation, molecular function: ATP binding; ATP-dependent chromatin remodeler activity. The record is from RefSeq and is a predicted model, not a curated record. Bases 1 to 2124 code for a protein of 707 amino acids. NCBI's taxonomy places the organism in Eukaryota, Viridiplantae, Streptophyta, Magnoliopsida, Poales, Poaceae.
AUGGCGAGCCGAGGCGGCGCCGGCGCCUGUGCCGGCGGCUGGGACAGCCUCGACGACGACGACUGGGGCCUAACCGAGGAGCAGUUCGACAAGCUCGAGCAGGACGCCUACCGCGUGCUCGCAGAGCGCAAGGCCUCCUCCUCCGCCGCCUCCACCGCCCCUAUUGCCUCCCCGCUCCCCCACCGCGCCCCAGUCUCGCCGGCGGCCACGGCCUCUUCGCCCGUCAGGAACGACCACCCCGCCUCCCGGAUCUCCCUCGAGUCUCGAUUUGGCAAGGUAGAACCACUUUCACCUUCCCGCCUUAGUCAAUCAACCGCAGUGAAUAAUAGUCAGGGAAGUUCGUCUAAGAUAUCUGUGCAUCUUUUCCUACAUUCCAGUGGUAUGAUUGCAGCGAAGUUCCCUUAUAACCAGAAACUUGUGGAUGCAUUUCGCAAGAUCCCAAGAGCUAGCUGGAGUGGGAAAGAAAGGGUAUGGAUGUUCCCUCCCACAUCUUUGUCAACAGCAGAGGAAGUUCUUCGUGAAGUACCUGGAUUAGCUGUUGAGGUUCAAAGACUGGAUCCACUAGUUCAACGGGCUUUUGCUGCCGCUUUAGCUGCCAAAGAUCUUCGAGGUUUGUAUGAUAGGAUUCCAACUGAUGUUGAGUCGAAGCUUAUGCCAUUUCAACGUGAAGGAGUUAGGUUUGCUUUACAGCAUGGGGGCAGAGUGCUGAUAGCAGAUGAAAUGGGUCUUGGGAAGACAUUACAGGCAAUCGCUGUUGCUUCUUGCCUUCAUGAAGCCGGGCCAGUUCUUGUAAUCUCCCCAUCUUCCUUGCGAUUGCAUUGGGCUACCAUGAUUCAGCAUUGGCUUAACAUCCCUACAGAAGAUAUCUUGGUGGUAUUACCACAAACUGGAGGAUCAAACAAGGCAGGAUUCAGAUUGGUGUACUCAAACACCAAAGGCGAUUUUUGCUUGGAUGGGGCGUUCAACGUGAUAUCUUAUGAUGUAGUUCCCAAGAUACAAAGCACACUCCUGGACUUGGAUUUCAAGAUAGUUAUAGCCGACGAAUCACAUUUCAUGAAGAAUUCACAAGCAAAGAGAACUAUUGCUUCACUUCCUGUUCUGCAGAAAGCUGAAUAUGUUAUUUUACUAAGUGGGACUCCUGCUUUAUCUCGCCCUAUUGAGUUGUAUACUCAGCUCCAGGCAUUGUAUCCUAAUGUGUACAAGAAUGUUAAUGAAUAUGGCAGUAGAUAUUGCCAAGGUGGUUUCUUUGGGGUGUAUCAAGGUGCUAGCAAUCACGAGGAGCUACAUAACUUGAUGAAAGCCACUGUCAUGAUCCGCAGGUUGAAGAAAGACGUUCUUUCAGAGUUGCCUGUUAAACGUAGACAACAGGUCUUUAUGGAUUUGAGUGAGAAAGAGAUAAAACCGAUCCGUGCCCUUUUCCGUGAGUUGGAGACUGUGAAGAUCAAUAUGAAGUCUUGUGAUUCCCAGGAGACGAUGGAGUCUCUCAAAUUUUCUCAAAAAAAUAUUAUCAACAAGAUCUACAAUGACUCAGCUGCGGCCAAAAUUCCAGCAGUGCUAGAUUACCUGGGCACUAUAAUUGAGGCAGAUUGCAAAUUCUUAAUAUUUGCACAUCAUCAACCCAUGAUUGAUGCUAUUCACCAACACCUCUUGAAAAAGAAAGUCAAUUGUAUAAGAAUCGAUGGUCAAACACCUGUAGCUGCAAGGCAAACUUUAGUUACGGAUUUCCAGAACAAGGAUGACAUCAAGGCAGCAGUGUUAUCCAUCAAAGCUGGAGGCGUCGGGUUAACUUUGACAGCAGCAAGCACAGUAAUCUUUGCGGAGUUAUCAUGGACUCCAGGUGACAUUAUUCAAGCAGAAGAUCGUGCCCACCGGAUUGGUCAGGUUUCCUCGGUGAACAUAUAUUACCUUCUCGCAAAUGAAACGGUAGAUGAUAUUAUAUGGGACGUUGUUCAAGGCAAACUUGAGAAUUUGGGGCAGAUGCUGGAUGGGGAGGAGAAAACUCUGGCAGUUUCCCAGAGUGAGACCAGACCAAGCCCCUCGAAGCAGAAGACACUCGACUCCUACCUCAAGCGAUGCAGCACUUCCAUAGAAACCCAGCCCAGCCCGAAGAGUCGCAGAUUUUGAUGAUGUGUCGCUGUCUGUGUGUGUUCGACGGCGUGAUUCUAUUUGUUUCUUUGCUGGAGUGGUCCUGCUGUGUACUGCUGCUGUAAACGAAUGUGAUAGGGUCAGCGUGUAUGGUAGCACUGGCCAGAAUUGGGCCGCAGUGUAUUUUGUUGCAGAGUACUGUCAUGUUAUAACUUGUAAUAUUCGUGAAUAUGGGAACGUUAGACUUCUUCUGUGGGUAGUAGUAGAUGGCAAUGAGAAUGUUUGUAUCUAUGUAACUGGAGAUCAAGUAUGUGUGGCGGCAUAUUUGUCUCACUGCCGAGUUUGCCUUGCUAAA